Molecule: messenger RNA, 1524 nt
Organism: Cantharellus anzutake
Lineage: Eukaryota; Fungi; Basidiomycota; Agaricomycetes; Cantharellales; Hydnaceae
Exons: 1
Coding region: 48-1430 (460 amino acids)
Source: RefSeq, a predicted model, not a curated record
ACGCAACCGCUUCCAGAGUGAAGUUGAAGUCGCUGUGUCCGUCGUCCAUGAUGCUUUUAGCAUCGAGAGGGGUGUUCCAGGCCACAAAGGCCGCCGUGCGCCCACGUGGGGCGGCAUCCUUCCACACUCCAUCCAUCGCAAGGUCGCCAACCAAUGCAUUUGUGCAAACGACUGCUACGUCCUCGCCUCGCAAUGUUUCUCAUUCAUUGCAGAAAUCACUGUCGCGCCUGUUCUCACGCUUUCUUUCGGCUCGAGGCGUAGCAACUACGCCUCUAAGUUAUGGGUUCUCCAGUACUCGUAGUGCUCACGUUUCAGCAAGUGUUCCCCUUCAGUCGUCCCUAUCGCUGCCUUCCAGAAUAGCCCUUUCGAAGCCCUUCGGAGCUCCGUUCAUGCCCCGUGGACCCAUCGUGCUGAACAGAUCUGUGGCACAAGUUGGGCUUGGUACCGCAAGGAACUUCUCAAAUGGAAGACCCAUCUUUCAGAAUCUUGUCCAAAACGUCCCAGUGGCCGGAAGGGCGUUCUUUGAAGCUGAUGUUGACUUCAGAUUUAAAAAUGACGUCCGCAUUCGUUCUCCAGUGAACAGGGCGAAGGAGAACAAGACCACGAUCCGAAAGGAAAUGAAGCCAAUCAACAUCACCCCUGUUGUUUCUCUCCUCUCCACCGUUGGAGGACCAGUUCCCAGGGUUGAACCUUCCCAAUACUUCUCCGAGUCCCCUUCCGCUCCCUAUAUCACCACACUCUCGAUUCCUCUCGCCCCCAAUGGCGCUAGAGCUCCAUUGGAGCCGUUGGUCGACAGCGACACGUAUUCAAAGGCACUUGACAUACACAACUCGUUCGAGCAACACUCUAUUAGAGUUGCCAGUUUAUUCCGCCGCCUUGACAGGGUGAACGUUUGGGCCAAUGGAGCGACCGUUGAUUGUCUUGAUAUAGUGGGGGACGGUCUGUGCCGCAUGAUCAACGUCCAUCUGGACGGGUGGACCGAGGAAAUGCUGAGAGAAGUCAUUGGUGACGCCGGUGCUGGGUGGUGUCGCAUAACGUCCAUUCCGAAAGAGCCCACAGAACCUGUCGCCCAGUCUAUUGAUUCAUCCUUCUAUCCUUCGCCCGCAAUGGAUCAAAUGGAGUUUGACAUGCCGACUCUUGAUUUCUCCGCAUCUUUCUACGCUUCCCCGCUGGGUCAACGUGGCCAUGAAAUUACUGAAUCAUUUGCGUCCCCUAUCUUCGACGCAGUGGGAGAAACGACGGAACAACAUCACACCAUGGAGGAGUCUGAUAUAGAGGGCAGCGUUAUUUCCUCGGAGCUGUUUUGGGACACGUCAAGCGAGGCCGGAAGUGACAGCGGGAAUGGCACAGUGGACAUGUGGCAAUUGAGUCCUUCUGGGAUAGGAUCACGAAUCAGCAUCAGUUCUUCAUUUGAGCGUUUUUCUGGCUAGACUACAUUGUACGAAUUUAUGCAUUUGCAACAAGACAAGAUCAAGAAUCAGGUGAUCAAGUGAAUAUUUUCUUGAUCAUGUGGCACCAAGGGUC